AUGCAUAUUACCUCCAACGUAGCAGUAUUCCUGGACAACAGAAACCAAACAAGCAAGACCGAGAACAACCACAUGCAUAUUACCUCCAACGUAGCAGUAUCCCUGGACAACAGGAGCCAAACAAGCAGGACCGUGAAUAACAACAUGCAUAUUACCUCCAACAUAGCAGUAUCCCUGGACAACAGAAACCAAACAAGCAAGACCGAGAAUAACCACAUGCAUAUUACCUCCAACGUAGCAGUAUCCCUGGACAACAGAAACCAAACAGGCAAGACCGAGAAUAACCACAUGCAUAUUACCUCCAACGUAGCAGUAUCCCUGGACAACAGAAACCAAACAAGCAAGACCGAGAACAACCACAUGCAUAUUACCUCCAACUUAGCAGUAUCCCUGGACAACAGGAGCCAAACAGGCAAGACCGAGAAUAACCACAUGCAUAUUACCUCCAACGUAGCAGUAUCCCUGGACAACAGGAGCGAAAUAAGCAGGGCCGAGAAUAACCACAUGCAUAUUACCUCCAACGAAGCAGUAUCCCUGGACAACAGGAGCCAAACAAGCAGGACCGUGAAUAACAACAUGCAUAUUACCUCCAACGUAGCAGUAUCCCUGGACAACAGGAGCAAAACAAGCAGAACCGAGAAUAACCACAUGCAUAUUACCUCCAACGAAGCAGUAUCCCUGGACAACAGGAGCCAAACAAGCAGGACCGUGAAUAACCACAUGCAUAUUACCUCCAACGUAGCAGUAUCCCUGGACAACAGAAACCAAACAAGCAAGACCGAGAACAACCACAUGCAUAUUACCUCCAACUUAGCAGUAUCCCUGGACAACAGGAGCCAAACAAGCAGGACCGUGAAUAACAACAUGCAUAUUACCUCCAACGUAGCAGUAUCCCUGGACAACAGGAGCGAAACAGGCAAGACCGAGAAUAACCACAUGCAUAUUACCUCCAACGUAGCAGUAUCCCUGGACAACAGAAGCCAAACAAGCAAGACCGAGAAUAACCACAUGCAUAUUACCUCCAACGUAGCAGUAUCCCUGGACAACAGGAGCCAAACAGGCAAGACCGAGAACAACCACAUGCAUAUUACCUCCAACGUAGCAAGCAGGACCGAGAAUAACCACAUGCAUAUUACCUCCAACGUAGCAGUAUCCCUGGACAACAGGAGCCAAACAAGCAAGACCGAGAAUAACCACAUGAAUAUUACCUCCAACGUAGCAGUAUCCCUGGACAACAGAAACCAAACAAGCAAGACCGAGAAUAACCACAUGCAUAUUACCUCCAACGUAGCAGUAUCCCUGGACAACAGGAGCCAAACAAGCAGGACCGUGAAUAACAACAUGCAUAUUACCUCCAACGUAGCAGUAUCCCUGGACAACAGGAGCGAAACAGGCAAGACCGAGAAUAACCACAUGCAUAUUACCUCCAACGUAGCAGUAUCCCUGGACAACAGAAGCCAAACAAGCAAGACCGAGAAUAACCACAUGCAUAUUACCUCAAACGUAGCAGUAUCCCUGGACAACAGGAGCUAA
Messenger RNA from Mya arenaria, 1533 nucleotides. RefSeq lists its product as uncharacterized. The record is from RefSeq and is a predicted model, not a curated record. The coding region runs from base 1 to 1533 and encodes 510 amino acids. The transcript has a single exon. Lineage: Eukaryota; Metazoa; Mollusca; Bivalvia; Myida; Myidae.